This is a messenger RNA of Fusarium keratoplasticum, 450 nucleotides long. RefSeq lists its product as uncharacterized. The coding region runs from base 1 to 450 and encodes 149 amino acids. The record is from RefSeq and is a predicted model, not a curated record. NCBI's taxonomy places the organism in Eukaryota, Fungi, Ascomycota, Sordariomycetes, Hypocreales, Nectriaceae. The transcript has a single exon.
AUGUUGUCCAUCGCCCCCCAGGAAUUCCAGUCCCAGCAGCCUUACUACUAUAUGCCCUACCGUUCCGACUCUUCGCCACGACAGCACCCUCACCCCGAGAUCCCCUACUUCAACUUUGCCAACAUCAGCCCUCCGCCAACCCUCGACUCGGCGACCACCGCUGCCAUGGCCGCCGCUGCCGCCGUCAACGCCCGCUCCCAGCAGGAUGCCAGUGUCGCCCAGGCCCUCGAGAUUGCCCGCGAGAGCCCCGACGGCUCCUCAGACCCAACCAUCAGCAAGAUCCUCGAGGUCGCCCUCGCCCAGAUCUGGGCCAAGGUCCAGGCCCAUCCCGACUCGUACGUCAUGACCAGAGACGAGUUUGCCGUCUUCAACUUCUUCCAGCACCGGUUUACCGGUGAUAAGACGGCGGUGAAGGCCCGGAAGCGAUACUGGGACAACACCCACGCUUGA